GGGAGGCAGGAGAGGCUCCUCAGUGGUCUGCUGUCUGUCUCACUUCCUCUACAUCUGGAUUUGAAAAGAGACCUACAAAAAACAGAAGAGAGAAACACCAAAAUUGUUAAAGAAGAAAAAAAAUGCCCUGGCUUUAAAAAACAAACAAGGGACUCUUCAGUAUCGUAGCUACAGUCCUUUUAGUCAGGGCAUGGAUUUGGAGGACCAUGAGCCCGUGGUUCUGAGAGAAGACAACAGGGGAAGGCGGCGGAGAAUGAAGCCACAAAGUGCUGGCAUCAGCUCAUCUUCAAUGGAGCGCAUUCCCAUAGAAUUUAUCCUGCCCACCAGCCACCAGAACACCAAAGUCACAGAAACAGUGAUCCUAAAAGCGGCUGGAAACUGUAAUGUGGAGCAGGUGAAAGUACAGGUCUGGAUGCAGGCCAUGGAGGAGAGCACAGCCAAGCAGUUCUAUCACCAGUCCUCCCCAGAGCAGUUCCUCCUGCUGUAUGAGAAAAAGGGACAGUGGUAUGAGAUCUAUGACAAGUACCAGCUGAUACAGACAUUGGACUGUGUGAAGUACUGGAAAGCUCUCCAGAAGAACAUGGGCCAGAUCCAUGUAGUCCAGAGACAGCCGCCCACAGAGGAAACUCGGGAGUUCCAACAGCAGCUAAACGACCUGAUUGGCUAUGACGUUACUGACAUGAGCAACGUGCAUGAUGAUGAGCUAGAAUUCACCCGGCGCCGCCUCGUCACCCCGCGGAUGAUGGAGGUCGAGAGCCGAGACCCCAAACUCUAUGCCAUGCAUCCUUGGGUGACUUCCAAACCACUCCCCACAUAUCUCCUGAAAAAGAUCGUCAACAAUUGCAUUUUCAUCGUCAUCCACCGAAGUACCACGAGCCAAACGAUCAAGGUCUCCGCAGACGAUACCCCAGGCACGAUCUUGCAGAGCUUCUUCACCAAGAUGGCCAAGAAGAAGUCACUAAUGGACAUCCCUGAGAGUCAGAGCGAGCUGGAUUUUGUACUUCGGGUCUGUGGCCGGGACGAGUAUAUCGUGGGUGAAACACCGAUCAAGAAUUUCCAGUGGAUUAGGCAUUGUCUCAAGAAUGGCGAAGAGAUUCACCUUGUGCUAGACGCUCCUCCUGACCCAGGGCAGGACGAGGUGAGGAAGGAGGAGUGGCCGCUCGUAGACGACUGCACCGGAGUCACGGGCUACCAUGAGCAGCUGACCAUAAACGGGAAGAAUCACGAGAGAGUGUUUACUCUUUCCCUGUGGGACUGCGACCGAAGGUUCAGGGUGAAGAUCAGGGGCAUCGACAUUCCGGUGCUCCCGCGGAACACUGAACUCACAGUCUUUGUGGAAGCGAACAUCCAGCACGGGCAGCAGGUCCUCUGCCAAAGACGAACCACCUCUAAACCUUUCACGGAGGAGGUGCUCUGGAACGUGUGGCUUGAGUUUGGUAUCAAAAUCAAGGACUUGCCCAAAGGGGCUAUACUGAACCUUCAGAUUUACUGUGGGAAAGCAACAGCUCAGUCUUCCAAAGCUGCCGGAUCUCAUGACAUGCCUAGCUUCGAGACCAAAGGCAAAAGUCAGCUACUCUAUUAUGUGAACCUUCUGCUGAUUGACCACCGAUUUCUCCUGAGGCACGGAGAAUAUGUCCUGCACAUGUGGAAGAUAUCAGGGAAAGGAGAGGACCAAGGGAGCAUCAAUGCAGACAAGCUUACAUCGGCGACCAACCCCGAUACCGAGAGUUCCAUGUCAAUCUCCAUCCUUCUGGACAAUUAUUGCCACCCAAUCGCCUUGCCCAAGCACAAGCCCACGCCUGACCCUGAAGGGGACAGGGUGCGGGGAGAGAUGCCCAAUCAGCUACGUAAGCAGCUGGAAGAGAUCAUAGCCACUGACCCACUUAACCCACUCACCGCAAAGGACAAAGAAUUACUAUGGCAUUUUAGGUAUGAAAGCCUUAAGCACCCCAAAGCAUACCCUAAGCUGUUUAGCUCAGUGAAAUGGGGACAGCAAGAAAUUGUGGCCAAAACGUACCAGUUGUUAGCCAGAAGAGAAGCUUGGGAUCAAAGUGAUUUGGAUGUUGGGUUAACAAUGCAACUCUUAGACUGCAACUUUUCAGACGAAAAUGUAAGAGCUAUUGCAGUGCAAAAGCUAGAAAGCUUGGAGGAUGAUGAUGUCUUGCAUUACCUGCUGCAACUAGUUCAGGCUGUGAAAUUUGAACCAUACCAUGACAGUGCUCUUGCCAGAUUUCUGCUGAAACGUGGUUUGAGAAACAAGAGAAUUGGUCACUUCUUGUUCUGGUUUCUGAGAAGUGAGAUUGCUCAGUCCAGACACUACCAACAACGGUUUGCAGUGAUCCUUGAAGCCUAUUUGAGGGGCUGCGGCCUGGCUAUGUUAGAGGAUUUCACAAAACAGGUUCAAGUAAUCAGGAUGCUACAAAAAGUCACUAUUGAUAUUAAGUCACUUUCUGCAGAAAAAUAUGAUGUCACUUCCCAAGUUAUCUCGCAACUUAAGCAAAAGCUUGAAAACCUUCAGAAUUCUAAUCUUCCAAAAAGUUUUAGAGUUCCCUAUGAUCCUGGCCUAAGAGCAGGAACACUCGUGAUUGAAAAAUGUAAAGUCAUGGCAUCCAAAAAGAAGCCCUUAUGGCUUGAAUUUAAAUGUGCUGAUCCCACGGCCCUGUCCAAUGAAACCAUAGGAAUUAUCUUCAAACACGGGGAUGAUUUGCGUCAAGACAUGCUGAUUUUGCAAAUUCUUCGAAUUAUGGAAUCUAUUUGGGAAGCAGAGUCAUUGGACUUGUGCCUGCAGCCAUAUGGUUGCAUUUCAACCGGAGACAAAAUAGGAAUGAUUGAAAUUGUGAAGGAUGCUACAACAAUUGCCAAAAUUCAGCAGAGCACAGUGGGUAAUACUGGAGCAUUUAAGGAUGAAGUGCUAAAUCAUUGGCUCAAAGAAAAAUGCCCAAUUGAAGAAAAGUUCCAGGCAGCAGUGGAGAAAUUUGUAUAUUCAUGCGCUGGCUACUGUGUGGCAACCUUUGUUCUUGGUAUUGGAGACAGACACAAUGACAACAUUAUGAUCACGGAAACAGGAAAUCUGUUUCACAUUGACUUUGGCCACAUUCUUGGGAAUUAUAAAAGUUUCCUGGGCAUCAACAAAGAGAGAGUCCCAUUCGUGCUAACUCCUGAUUUCCUCUUCGUGAUGGGAACUUCUGGAAAGAAAAGCAGCCAGCACUUCCAGAAAUUCCAGGACAUUUGUGUCAAGGCUUACUUAGCUCUUCGACAACACACUAACCUGCUGAUUAUCCUGUUUUCCAUGAUGCUGAUGACUGGAAUGCCCCAGUUAACUAGCAAGGAAGAUAUUGAAUAUAUCCGGGAUGCCCUGACAGUGGGGAAAAAUGAAGAGGACGCCAAAAAGUAUUUCCUUGAUCAGAUAGAAGUUUGUAGAGACAAAGGCUGGACUGUGCAGUUUAACUGGUUCUUACAUCUUGUUCUUGGUAUCAAACAAGGAGAAAAACAUUCUGCCUAAUGCCUAGGGCAAGAGUUGAAGGUCAAGGACCAUUAGAAGAGUUUGAAAUAACACUUCAGCUAUUGAACGUGAACUAAAAAUGGAAUUGGGCAUUCUGACAGCUGACAUUUCAGAAAUAUGGCUGUUUCUUGCUGAUUUUUUGUAAAAUAAAAAAUUGUUAUCA
This is a messenger RNA of Gracilinanus agilis (Agile Gracile Mouse Opossum), 3665 nucleotides long. It is a transcript of the gene PIK3CG, whose product is annotated as phosphatidylinositol-4,5-bisphosphate 3-kinase catalytic subunit gamma. NCBI's taxonomy places the organism in Eukaryota, Metazoa, Chordata, Mammalia, Didelphimorphia, Didelphidae. Bases 191 to 3502 code for a protein of 1103 amino acids. Gene Ontology annotation, molecular function: 1-phosphatidylinositol-3-kinase activity; 1-phosphatidylinositol-4-phosphate 3-kinase activity. Gene Ontology annotation, biological process: phosphatidylinositol 3-kinase/protein kinase B signal transduction; cell migration; phosphatidylinositol-mediated signaling. Gene Ontology annotation, cellular component: phosphatidylinositol 3-kinase complex, class IA; phosphatidylinositol 3-kinase complex, class IB; cytoplasm. The transcript has 12 exons. The record is from RefSeq and is a predicted model, not a curated record.